CAGAUCGGCGGCGGCUCCUUUGAUCUUCUCCGCAGCAUAAACUGUGCGCAUUCCGUGCAUUCCGGACCGACUCGCUGUUUUGUUCGGGGCUACCUGCCCAGUUCCCCCGCUCUCCUCACAGGCACGCACACGUACAGCCCAGCCGCCAUUUUUCUGGACUUUCGCCACCGUUUCUUCCCCCGAUGAGUUGGGGAUCACAAACAAGGAGGACAGAGCGAACAUACUAGCGCUCGUGUCGGAGCUGUGCAUCCGAGAAGACAUUCCAGGGGGGGACGCUAAGGAAGGGGAAUCCGCCGCAUUACCCACAAUUCAAGAAGACGUAAAGUACCCGCCAGUAUCUGAUUGGGAUGCAAGAGGUUCCAACUGUUGCGAGAAAGGUCACUACAACCUGAGCAAGUAUCCAUACCUGUCUGAGGACAGCGGAAUGAAACCGCACCACUACGCACAGCAGCAACACUGGGGUUACCAACAGGGCGGGGCGCCUCUCGGUUACCAUGGCGCUGUGACGCAGCCUGACUCCGGGUACUCGACGUCGGUUGAGAAUCUGUCCAUCGAAGACAAAAGGACACUGCAGGAGCAACGUCGGCAAGAGCCGCAGGGACAGGAGCAGAGAUUGGACGUCACAUCGGAGUCCAGGAGCAAGGAACGCCUGCCAACGUACGAAGAAGCGAAAAAGCAGCUCGAGGCACAGAAACAACCGAGAGACGCGAGCCCCGUUAUUCCAGAGACGAGCUGCAUCGCGAGUAGACAGGUGACGCAGCAGACCAGCGCGUUUUACGUCACAGGGAGCACGAACGUUUCGAGACCGGAGAAACAACAGACAUUGAGUUCCAGUUCUUGGCCAAGUGGAGCCUGCGCCAAGCCCUCGUUAAGCGAACGCAUCCGGGACUUGACCACGGAAGAGGAAGGGGAAGAAUUUGGAAGAAUGCUGCGACAAAAGCUGCUUGCUGAGAGGCCGCCGCGGAGGAAAGACAAAGACGGCUGGCAAGUCACAGAUUUGGACUCUACCGACAUUCCAGAUAAAAGGCGGUCGAAAGAGAUUUGUCCCCAGAGACCGCCACCUCCGAGAAGUUACAGCCCACCCCCCUACAACCCCGCCCCCAGCCAGGACUAUGUACAACAACAACAACAGCAACAACAAACAACAAUGUCACAACAACAAACAGCAAGGUCAGCACCACCGCCACAACAGCAAAUUAGCCACCAUCUUGGGAACCCCAAGAAGAGUGUUCGUAGUAAAGAGGAAGACGUGGACUAUAAGGUGGUUGCGUACAAGAUGCAGCAGAUGGUUCAGGUGUUGUCAGACGAGAACAAGGCACUGAGAGAAGAACUGGAGGUGUAUUACAAGAGAGUAGAAAAACUGCAGAAGUUUGAGAUGGAGAUCAAGAGAAUAACGGACGCCCAUGACAGACUGGUCCAGUCCACCAGUAAGAGAGAAGAGUUGGAAGGUCAGAUGAGGACAAAACUCAACACUGAGAUUAAAAGACUACAGGACACCAACAGAACACUCAGAGAACAACUUGAGGAGUCCUGUCAUCAGCUCGCCCAAAGGCAGGCCAGUGCAGAAGAAGAUGCCAACUUGAGAAAAGAACUGAGCAGAAAAGAGACCUUAGUACAACAACUCAUAGCUCAAAACAAAGACCAGAUGGGGAUGAAGGCCAGACUGGAAAUGGAACUGACGGCGACCAACGCAACGUUAAACGACCAACGAUCGCACAUCGAGAUCCUGGACAAGGCUCUCUCCAACGCGCAGGCCAAUGUGUUGAGAUUAGAUGAAGAGUGUCGGAAGAAGCAGAUCUACGCUGACAGAGUGGAUAAGUUGCAGAGAGCGCUGACGGCACUACAGGCUGCAUGCGAAAAGAGAGAAGUGCUGGAAAAGAGAUUACGAGCCAGAUACGAACAAGAGCUGGAAACGCUACGAGCCCAACAGGGUGCCCAGGCGGCGCAGAAUGCUGACGAGGGCGUUUCGGAGUUGGACGGACCAAACAACAGCCACGUUCUGAUGGACCUUCUGAAGGAGAAGGAGGAGCGGAUCCUGGCGCUGGAGGCGGAGAACAUGAAGUGGCAGCAGAAGUACCUGGAGCAGAGCGCGCUGCAGCAGUGUGAGGUCGCCGCCGCUCCCGUCACCAAAGAGAGACUCCACAUUGAAGAACCAGAAAGCAGUGAAGUUAAAGCAGUUCCGAGAGUGACAUAUGAUCUACCAAGGCCGACAACCGUAGAAGCAAGGCUGAAAACGCUGAACAUCGAGAUGGCCCAGAAAGACGCCAUGAUCAGGGUCCUCCAGCAACAGUCGCAGGAGAAGGACACCACGAUCUCCGCGCUGGAGCACGCUCUCCAUCCGACCAGCCCGCAGCUUGCCGAGCAGCACCGCGGAAUGGAAACCCUCAGCCCUGCCAGAAUACCCACCAUCAACAGGCCUGUGUCCGCCACUCAGCUUAACAUCACGUCCGGCAGUAUGGGAGAUCUGCAGCAGACGAGGAUAUCCAGUUCCACCGGUGACAUCGUCCCAAAGAAGUCUCAGUCUGCCACAAGUUUGAACAGCAUGACCAGUAUCGGAUCAGCACAGGAUCAUUCAGAUUCCUCCUCAGAAGCUUCCAGAUCCGACAGCAGUAAGAGAAGCAAAGACGAGCGGCUGAGAGAACUGAAUCGGCAGAUAGCAGAACAGGAUUCUAUCAUCCGCCGACUACAGUCAGAGGCUGCCCAUAUUUGGAAAUCAUAGCCUGGCUACUUGACUUCUAACAGGCUGGCAAACUCACUGGGCCAAGACAGGGAAAGGUGUUUGCCAAGUAGAGGCAGUACAGCACUCCAUUUUGUUAGGAGACGUCAACUGAUCCUUCGAAAUGUCAGCUGUCACAGAGGAAGGUGGAAAAAACUUUUCAUGGUCCAUUCCAUUUCAAAAGUUGACGGGUGAUAUUGUUUUUAUUUUAUUGAAAGAGAUGGGUCCUUAGGAUGAUUUUCAUACAGGGGGACUAAUGGUGACAACCCCUACUUUUGAAAUGGAAUAGCCCUUACAUCAUCUUUUGAAGAAGUUUGAAUCGGUAGGGUGUCAGUGAAAUUUUGACGCUUCUUUUGUGAAGUGGCACAUGAGAAAAGUUAUUGAUUAUUUCCAUUGUGUUUUAGAAUCAUUCCCUUGUAGAUCCAAGGAAAUUCCACUCUUGUGCAGUAUGAAAUCCAUUAAAAUAGCUGCAAGUAUACUUAUUAAUCAACGUGUAAUAUUAUUUUGUAAAUAACUGUGAUAUUCUACUUUUGUGCAAGACACAAAUCAGCUGUCCCCUUGUUUUCUUUCUGUAUUCUUUAUUUAAUUUUUCAACAUAAAGGAUUAUAUACAACCAGAUGUACCACUGCUGGAUUGUAAAGCUAAUAUUUUUUGAUUUACCUAUGUGUAGAAUUACAGGGGAAAUGUUGGGUAUCUUUGUGUAAGAGGGUUAGAAAAGGUGGGAAAUAACUUGAAAUCCUGUAUUGCCUUACUAAACUGUAACCAAUGCCCAUAUAAACCAUCCAUUUAGUGCUGCACCUUUAUGUGUGUGUGAUGAAUUAUGAAAAUGAUUUUUGCUUUUAAGUAUGAGACACACACACUUAUUUCUGUUAGAAAUUAUAUUAGCGAAGACAACAGUUUUUCUUUGUCAGCCUAAUAUUAGCUUUCUUGUUUUAGCCCGUUGUAUUAUUUCAGAUUGGCAGGCCAAUAUCUAUCUUGGGCAAAAUAAGGUACUCGCGAAUAAAUUUUCAUUUGUAUUGAGAAUUCUUCAGGCAACAUUUCUCCCACAUCUUAUCUUACAUUCACAUUGUACUCAUGUCAAGCAUUUUUGAUAUCCAGUUAUUAACUUAAAAAGACAACACAGUACAUGUACUUGUGUAUAUGUAGGGAAUUCUGCAAUUGUAAUAUUUUGGUAGGCAAUACUUCCUGUAAACAUGUUUCUUAUGAUAACUAAAUUUAUACAUGUAUCAUCCUACAUAUCACUGAGACACAGAAAAAUGUUAAAAGUCAAAAUAUGUAUGUCUUGUCUACACCAUGAAGGAGGUAUUUUUUAUCAUUUGUACUUUAUUUUGUAGAUCUGUCACUAUACGAGUAGUAUGUUAAAAUGGAAGCCAGUUGAUACUGGAAGUAUGACUAGUGUAAAUGGAGUCAUGAAUGAUUUGAAGAAUGGGCAGAUAAAGUUAAGUGGAGAAAAUGUUUUGAAGAAAUGUAUCUAGAGGACAAUUUUGGGGUAAAGUUGAGAGGUCGUUCUUGAUGAAGAGAGAAGAUGAGUUGUAGAAGAGUGGUCUAUUUUUAUUUGUCGGUUGUACAUAUUCAAGUCAGAAUAAAAAAUGGUGACAAGGAGAGAGAA
Branchiostoma floridae (Florida lancelet) is the source of this 4325-nucleotide messenger RNA. Its product is annotated as angiomotin-like protein 1. The transcript is spliced from 11 exons. The coding region runs from base 425 to 2719 and encodes 764 amino acids. Gene Ontology annotation, biological process: regulation of cell migration; actin cytoskeleton organization. Gene Ontology annotation, cellular component: cytoplasmic vesicle; bicellular tight junction; plasma membrane. The record is from RefSeq and is a predicted model, not a curated record. NCBI's taxonomy places the organism in Eukaryota, Metazoa, Chordata, Leptocardii, Amphioxiformes, Branchiostomatidae.